Molecule: messenger RNA, 1495 nt
Organism: Limanda limanda (common dab)
Lineage: Eukaryota; Metazoa; Chordata; Actinopteri; Pleuronectiformes; Pleuronectidae
Product: proton-coupled zinc antiporter SLC30A2-like
Exons: 8
Coding region: 1-1140 (379 amino acids)
Biological process (GO): zinc ion transmembrane transport; response to zinc ion
Cellular component (GO): plasma membrane
Molecular function (GO): zinc ion transmembrane transporter activity
Source: RefSeq, a predicted model, not a curated record
AUGGAGUUAUCCUCUGAUUCUGAGAAAGAACUUCUGAUUGAGACUCAACCUCUCGGAUGGACGAGUUCUCUGGAGGACAAAUACUCCGACUCCAGAUCAGAGAUCCUGGCAGACGCCUCUGGUUCGAUCGACCUUUGGCAAACUGAGCAAACCCAUCGGCUCUGCCAGGAUUUGAUGCCGGCAGCUGAAAGUGAUGAAAGACGUGUGGCCAGGAGGAAACUCUUCAUCGCCGGCGCCCUCACCCUCGUGUUCAUGAUCGGGGAAGUGAUCGGUGGAUACGCCGCCCACAGUCUGGCCAUCAUGACGGACGCAGCUCAUCUCCUCACGGACUUCGGGAGCAUCUCCAUCAGCAUCUUCUCUCUGUGGAUCUCGUCCCGACCUCGGACGCAGACCAUGACCUUCGGCUGGCAUCGAGCAGAGAUCUUGGGCAUGUUGUUUUCCAUCGUCUCCAUCUGGGCUGUGACGGCUGCUCUGGUCUUAUCGGCCGCUCAGAGGAUCUCAGACGGGAACUACGACAUCGACAGUCGCAUCAUGUUGAUCACGUCGGGCUGCGCCGUGGGCGCCAACAUCCUGAUGGUGUUGAUCCUCCAUCAGUCCGGCGCCUCCCACGGACACAGCCACGGGGUUUCCACCAGCCGGCCGCAGGGGCACGGGGAGCGUCACAGUCACGGCAACGCCAGCGUGAGGGCGGCCUUCAUCCACGUGCUUGGAGAUCUGCUGCAAAGCGUCGGGGUCCUGCUGGCCGCCACCGUCAUCCACUUCUGGCCUGAAUAUAAAGUAGCAGAUCCAAUAUGCACGUUCUUCUUCUCCGUGCUCGUUCUCGGGACGACGCUUCCAGUCACUAAGGAAGUCCUCAGGAUAUUGAUGCAGGGAGCUCCUCAGGACACGAGCUUCAGCGCCGUGAGAGAGUCGCUGCUGUCGGUCGGAGGAGUCGUGGACGUGCACAGUUUGCACAUGUGGAGCCUCAACACCAGCAACGCUUUCCUAUCAGUCCACGUGGUCACAGAAAAAGACGCAGAUUCACAGAUCGUCCUCACGAAGGCGACAAAGCUCCUGCGAUCGGAGUUCAGUUUCAACAGCGUCACGAUCCAAGUGGAGAGUUUCAGACCCGAGUCCCGGACGGAUGAAGCAGGAAUCUGAGGAAGAGGCUUCCACAAGCCUCCGACUCACCUGGUAUCUGACCAGCGACAACAGUUUCAGGAGUUUUGACACUGUUGACAUGUAACACACAUGGUUUCCUCACCCUUGUGUUACUUACAUGUAAUUCCUGGACUUUUGUCUGCUGGAGUUUACUUCUCUUGUAUUUAUACAACAUCUUAGAGCUGUGAUCCUUUGAAAUGUGUUUUUCUGUUGUUUUAAUGGUCACGUUUGAACUUUAUUGGUUUCUUAAAUUUGGCUACUUCUCCGUGAAAAACUAACAGGAUUUAGAAACUUUCACGACCUCCUUUUGCACAAAUCUGAAAUGAGAAAUAAAAUAUAUUUGUCCAGUAUUUGA